This is a messenger RNA of Episyrphus balteatus (marmalade hoverfly), 1012 nucleotides long. RefSeq names its product farnesol dehydrogenase-like. NCBI's taxonomy places the organism in Eukaryota, Metazoa, Arthropoda, Insecta, Diptera, Syrphidae. The record is from RefSeq and is a predicted model, not a curated record. The transcript has 3 exons. Bases 157 to 987 code for a protein of 276 amino acids.
AGAGUCUUCAAUUAUAACCUAUACGUACGUGACUUGCAAAUUCUAAUAAAAUUAACUCACAAAUAUUCCAUGUCGAUCGACCAUAAUUAUUUGUUUAGUAUAGGAAGCUGUUACGUAGCCGUCGCGUCGUCACCCUCAACUUAAUGACAAUCUGCGAUGAGAAUUCUAAUUGAGAACAGUAAUUGCAUAAUAACUCAAGUUUUGAUCAGUAUAUACUUAAGUAAGCUAGUAGCAAAAAUAAUGGAACGUUGGCAAAAUCGUGUUGCAGUUGUAACUGGAGCCAGUUCAGGCAUAGGAAAAGCCAUAGCAAAUGAUUUAAUCAAAGCUGGAAUGAAAGUUGUAGCUGUUGGAAGACGUCUUGAACGUUUAGAAAAAAAUCGUUCACAACUUCCCAAGAAUCUUCAAGAUUUCUAUUAUCCCCGAAAAUUAGACAUUACCAACGAAACAGAAGUAAAGAAAACUUUUUCUUGGAUUGAAGAAACUCUUGGUGGCACGGAUAUUCUAGUGAAUAAUGCAGGAAUUCUACGAUUUGGCAAGUUGCUUGAUAUGAAUUCAAGAGAAUUCAACGAUGUUAUCGAUACAAAUGUUAAAGGAUUAAUUUAUGCAACUCAAGCUGCUUUUAAGAGUAUGAAUGAUAGAAAUAUCGAUGAUGGUCAUAUAUUGCAUAUUAAUAGUUGGCUUGGACAUCAUGUAAUUGGAGAUCCAAGUUGUGCCAAUUUGAAUGUUUAUUCAGCAUCAAAAUUUGCAGUUACAGCUAUCAAUGAGACCUUGAGGAAUGAAUUGAGGUCGAUAGGAAGUAAAAUUAAGACUACAAGCAUUAGUCCUGGUGGAGUGAGAACUGAAAUUCUACCCAAGGAAGCGUAUGAAAAUAAUUCAACAGUUCUUGAAGCUGAAGAUGUGUCACAGGCUGUGUUAUUUGCAAUUUCUACUCCAAAACACGUUCAAGUUCUUGAGUUGAUUAUAAAAGCUGUUGGAGAACCAAUUUAGAUUGAAAAUUUAGGGUUAAAAAGUU